CGGAAACAAUGGUGGCGUCCAUCUACAAAGGAGCCCGCAUGGGCGGUUGCGGGGCAACAUGAUGGGCCUUGUCAAGCGCUUGCUGCAGACCUUUCCUCUUACCGUGUGUCCUGCUUUUAUCUUCUUCCUGCACGGACGAUGAGGCUCUGCUGAAGUCGAGUCUGCAUGCGUCUGUCUACUGUUUUCUAGCCUUGCGCGAGCAAUUGAAUUGCUGUGUCUACUCCUCGUCCAGUUAUCUCUGGGAGAACUGGCUGGUAUUGCACGAGAUCUCGACCUGGAGUGCUCUUCUCCUCGGCAGGACCUAUCAAUCACAGAGCUUAGGAUCUCAUUCAGUCAUGCUUGUCACUACGCUCGCGAACGUCGAGCUUCCGCCGAUCUUUUCUAGGGUCAGGCUCAUCGCCUUUGCGUUGAUGACGAUGCUGAGCUUGGUGGGGACAACACUGCUGUGCGUGGAGCUGUUCGUGAGGGUGGACGUGACAGACAAUUCCCAACGAAACAUUGUUCUGCUUCUCAUCCUCAUCAAUUCCUGCACAUCUAUCAUGUUCCCGGCCAUGCUCCUUGUCCAAUACACUCCACUGUGGGAGGCUGCCCGCCUACUAUGCCUCGUCUUCUUCCAAAUUGGUUCUUCUGGCGUUUUCACGGCUUGGUAUGCAGCCUUUAGAUGCCCGGAUCCCGUGGCUACAUGCAGACGCAUCAACAUGGCCAUUUUGGCUAGUGUCUGGGUCAUACCAACUCUGCUCUUGAUGUACUCCGGCACCCUGGCUGCGAUGGUGUACUGGGGCUGGAAGCAUCCAGAAUUCCAAACCGCUGUUCUGCGCGAGAAGCGUGAAUCCGAACUCCCCAUGAUGUCGCCACCACCCGAGCAAUUGCGCAUCAGGUCCAGCACGUUCGCUGAUUUACUUGAAGCAGGAGGCAUGGGCUCUAAAGCGCCCGACGUACCUGUUCCUCCACUUCCGCACGCUCCCGAGGCGCAGAAACGAAACUCGGCGCAAUCUGCCAAGUCAACUUCCUCUCGAUCGUCAAAUUCUUCUGGAAGAUUGACCAAAGGGAAACCGAAAUAUUUCUAUUAGAUCUCGGACAUCGUUAUACCCUCUUAGUCGAGCUCUCGUGUGUAGUUACGAAGCGACCCGCGUUCCUAGAGUCCGAUUCUGUAUCGCUGAUUGAAUGCCGAGUCGCCUCUUUGUUCGGGUCAGCGCACCGAGUUUGUUCAAAUUGUUGCGCUGUUGCGGUA
Rhodofomes roseus is the source of this 1231-nucleotide messenger RNA. RefSeq lists its product as uncharacterized. NCBI's taxonomy places the organism in Eukaryota, Fungi, Basidiomycota, Agaricomycetes, Polyporales, Fomitopsidaceae. The coding region runs from base 336 to 1070 and encodes 244 amino acids. The transcript is spliced from 7 exons. The record is from RefSeq and is a predicted model, not a curated record.